CACAACCAGCCAACCUAGCCUGGCUACAUGCUUCAGCUUUAAUUUAUCGCACCUCAGCACAAUUUUAGAUUCAACGACAGUGCAAAAAACCGGGUAAACACAUUACGGUCACACACAGUUACCGUGGCCUCCUCUUGCACUCAGCUGGCAGGAUACAUUGCCUUGGCUAGCGUCAGGCUAGCCCGCUAGCUGGCUAGCUAGCUACUCACAUCGCUAGCGGUAGUUAGCUAGCUAGCGAGCUGUAGUAACUUGCGUCAUGGAUGAACUAGUCGUGGAAGUGCGGGGGACAAGUGGGGCCUUUUAUAAGGCCUUUGUGAAGGAUGUCCAUGAAGGAUCAGUCACUGUGGCAUUUGAAAACAAUUGGCAGCCAGAGCGUCAGAUCCCAUUCCAGGAUGUGCGAUUUCCUCCUCCAACAGGGGUCUGCAAGGAGAUUAAUGAGAGCGAUGACGUCGAGGUAUAUUCCAGGGCCAAUGACAAGGAGCCAUGUGGAUGGUGGCUGGCCAAGGUUCGCAUGGUCAAAGGAGAGUUUUAUGUAAUAGAAUACGCUGCCUGUGACGCUACGCUAAAUGAGAUCGUGACGCUGGAGCGGCUACGGCCGGUCAACCCGAAUAAACCAGCCACCAAAAGCACCUUCAUCAAGAUCAGACUGGACGUACCCGAGGAUCUACGGCAGAUGUGCUCCAAGGAAUCAGCACACAAAGACUUCAAAAAGGCCGUGGGAGCGUUCAGCGUCGUCUACGACUCAGAGAAAAAGCAGCUGGUCAUUUUGUCGGUGAAUGAGGUGACUACAAAGCGGGCCAACAUGAUGAGCGACAUGCACUUCAGGAGCCUCCGCACCAAACUCUCUCUCAUGCUGAGGAACGAAGAGGCCAGCAGACAACUGGAGAGCUCCAGACAGCUUGCAUCACGCUUCCAUGAACAGUUUGCAGUUCGGGAUGAUUUAAUGGGUCUGGCCAUCGGGACGCAUGGGGCCAACAUUCAGCAAGCGCGCAAAGUUCCCGGGGUCACUAACAUAGAUCUGGAUGAAGAGACGUGCACCUUCCACAUAUACGGAGAGGACCAGGACGCUGUCCGUAUAGCCAGGAGUUUCCUGGAGUUCUCCGAAGAUGUCAUCAAAGUUCCCCGGAACUUAGUAGGGAAGGUGAUUGGAAAGAACGGCAAACUGAUCCAGGAGGUGGUGGAUAAGUCUGGCGUGGUGCGGGUUCGGAUCGAGCCAGAGAAUGACAAAAAGCCCGCAGUGGCAGCAGCGGCAGCAGCAGCAGCAGAUGAGGGAAUGGUGCCAUUUGUAUUUGUGGGGACCAAGGAAAGCAUCUCCAAUGCUACAGUACUGCUGGACUACCACCUCAACUACCUGAAGGAGGUGGAUCAGCUUCGUCUGGAGCGCCUUCAGAUCGACGAGCAGCUGAGACAGAUAGGAGGGGGAGGAGGCGGCGGAGGGGGAACGGGCCCUCGAAAUCCCAAAGACAAGACCUACGUGUUCGAUAACGGCACGGGACUGGGCAUGGGGAGAGGAGGCGGAGGAGGGAAGCCCUACGCAGGAGGAGGAGGAAGAGGCGGCAGAGGGCGGAGAGGAGGCAGUGCAGCUUUUGCUUCGGGCACCAACUCCGAGGCGUCCAACGCUUCCGAGACAGAGUCAGACCACAAAGACGAGCUCAGCGAUUGGUCGCUGGCCCCCACCGAGGAGCUGAUGACAGGAGGCGGGACCCUGCCCAGACGGACAGAUGGGAGGAAGAGAGCAGGCGGCGGAGGACUGCGAGGACGAGGAGGGAGAGGAAGAGGAGGAGGAGGAUAUAAAGGUGACGACUUGCAGUGGAACGAGCCAAGACCUCGUCAUAUCAGAGACCCCAAGACGAGAGGGCAGGAAGACACACUACAGAUACGCGUGGAUGGGAACAAUGAGCGUAGCGUGCAGCACUCCUCGGGGCGAGGAGGAGGGGGAGGAGGAGGGCCUUCUUCAUCCCAGGGUGGCAUCAGUGCCGGCGGCGAAGGCCCGUCCCGCCACCAUCACCGACCCAUCAGAGAACGAGGGAUGAAGAAGGACAAACAGGACGCUCCUCCGCUGGUCAACGGAGUGUCGUAGAUACACCACUGGAGGACCUUCUCACUUAGACACACACACACACGCAUACAUACACACAAAUACACAUACACGCACUCACACACACGCACAGGCAACUCGUCAUAAAACAUUGUAGAUUUCUUCUGGCUUUUUCUUUCUCUGUCUUUUGUCAGACACAUACUCAAAUACACAAUACUCAUAUUUCCAUCAGCAUGGGAGAGUUUACCGUAGUGAAGUAGACCAGAGGUGAUCUGGUAUCUACUGGUCUGCUCUGCUGAGGUCUGCUCUGGUUUCAGUGUGCUGGUCUGGUCUGGCAUCUCCUGGUCCUGUCUGGAGUAAAAGAAACCACCUCCUUUCUUUUUUUUUUUUUUUGGACAAAUGGACAGGAAGAGGAGGGGUUUGACUAAAGCUGAUCUCUCACAGAGGCAUUAACCCCUAAACAUAAAAAUAUUAGCUUUUUCAACUCAAAUUGGAACAUGUUCUCUUUUUUUUGUUCCACCACCUGUGUGGGCAUGCUGACAAGAGUAAAAAAAAAAGAAAUAAGUCAAGGAAAGAACAGAACAGAAGAAACAUUGAAUUUCAGAAGGCAGGAAAACACAUGUUGCUUCUCUGUUCACCCCCGCUCCACAACAUAACCUCAUUUUUACUGAAAAUGGGCAAACGUGGAGAAGAUCUGGCAGCAAACAGUUUGACUAGCGUCAGUGUUUUGCAUAGGUGGAGAAUUUGUUUGUGGUGGUCUAAAUCCAGCUCACGAGACAGCAUUUUCACAAAUUAACAACAGGGUAGACAAUUCCUUUUUUGCAUCUUUCAUCUGCGUUUUUAAGAUGUAUGAAGUUAAGAAUAAAUAAA
Scomber japonicus (chub mackerel) is the source of this 2908-nucleotide messenger RNA. RefSeq names its product fragile X messenger ribonucleoprotein 1 (gene fmr1). Gene Ontology annotation, molecular function: mRNA 3'-UTR binding; translation regulator activity; protein homodimerization activity. Gene Ontology annotation, biological process: regulation of alternative mRNA splicing, via spliceosome; positive regulation of protein phosphorylation; regulation of filopodium assembly. Bases 257 to 2080 code for a protein of 607 amino acids. The record is from RefSeq and is a predicted model, not a curated record. The transcript is spliced from 15 exons. NCBI's taxonomy places the organism in Eukaryota, Metazoa, Chordata, Actinopteri, Scombriformes, Scombridae. Gene Ontology annotation, cellular component: dendritic spine neck; axon; neuronal ribonucleoprotein granule.